ACAGUGGAAAUCAUUUCUCCCAUUGUGACGAACUGUGUGACAAACAAUAAAAACGACUUAAAUAGUAAUUCAACUAAUUGGCCCAAUACAUAUGCUCGCAGAUUUUAAAUGUUGUUUUUAUCCCAUGCGAUAACCUUCGCACAUUUGUGAGUUGGGACCGCACUUUUAACACACGCGCAAGACUUUCACUUUUUUUUGCAAAAGAGACGAUAAAAAAUUAAAGCAACAACAAUUACCAAACGACCACAUCGUCGUCGUUGCGAAGAAAGGAGAAGAGAGAGGAGCACAAAAGAAAGAAAAUGAAAAGCCGAUCAGCAGACAACUGAAAGACCACUCUGGAAAAGUUAAACAUUCUGUUGAAAAUAGUAAAUACUUGCAUAUAUAAACAAAACGAGGUCGUGCUUCAAGAAAAGAAAUGAAGCAGGCGAUAACAACAAUAACAAAACAACGAAUGGCUGUGUGAGUGUGUGCGUGUAUGCGUCUGGGGAGUGUGUGUGUGAGUGACUGUCCGUCUGUCUGUCGUGUCUGUGUGUGUUUGUAAAGGGACAUAGAAGUUGUCCCUCUUUAUGUGCGUGUGUGUGUGUACGUGGUAAACGAAUUUGGGUCAAUUUGGAAUUUUGAGUGAAAACAAAAACUGCGUUCUGCAAUUGUGCAUUUCACCAGCACAAUCGAGACAAACGAUAGAAAAAUACAAAACAAAAUGGACAACAACAUAAUCAGAACGCAAGCUACACAACAACAGCAACCACAACAAACUUCGCGCAGCUCGCCGCUAAGCGUUGUUAAUCUUGGCGGCCCAAAUGCCACAGGCUCCGCAGCUGGCGUUCUGUUGGCUGGCGAAACGACAACAACUGACACAAUCAGUACCACGGGAAGCGGCAGCAGCAACAAUAACAAUAACAACAGCAGUAACAAGCGAAUAAGCGGAAAGAACAACAGCGGCCAUCAACGCAGCCAUAGCAUAACAAAUGCAGCAGCCACAUCGUUUGUCAAUCUACUCGAUGGCUUCACCUCACGUGUCUCCACGGCGGUCAGCGUUGCCAACAGCAGCAGCAGCGCCAUGGAGCGAAGUCACAGCGCAGCCAGCACGCCGAGCUCAACGCAUUCGGGAGUCGGAUUGUCGGGAAUUGGAGUUGGAGGAGUUGGCGGCAUUGGUGCCGGUUCGAUUGCUAGUCUUACGAGCAUGGGCUCGCUGGGUACCACAGCUAAUGCAUUUUACUCCUCAAUAGGCAGCGCUCUCAAUUCCCUCACGUCGCCCAUUACGGCCGCAGCUGCAGCGGCGACUGCGACCACUACUGAGGUGGUUGUGGCCGCCGCAUCCGCAAUUACAAAUCAUUUGAGUUCACCCACUAGCGGGACACCGCCGCAUGGUUUGGGCGGUGGCAAUGAUUGCGAGGACUGUGACGAUGGCGACGAGGAGGAUGAGGAUGAUGCGGUCGAUAAUGAUGGGCACAUUGCGGCACCGACACCAUCCAAAACGUGGGCGGAAAACAAAUCGUUUGUGCAGGAAAUACGUAAGGAUUUGUCGAAUCUGUCGACGAUGGUGCCAACGAAUGUGCAAUUCCGUCAUCUGUCCGAUGGCCGGGCCCGGUGUUAUUUCCUUAGCACGCCGCCACAUACGUGGGAGACAACACUGAUAUAUACCGACAUCAAUCUAAUGCAGCAGGACGAGCAGCAAUUGCUGUUGCAGCAGCUGGGAGGCGACAUUGAGCAGUCCAACGUUGGCAGCCCGCGAAGUGGCGGUACAUCGCCCACCAUCAACAUGCCCACGUUUCAUUUCGGUGCACAACCCAAGCCCAUGCUGGAUUGGCAACCCUUGCUGCAGCAGCCUAUUCCCAGCAGUCACGUGGGCAGCGGCAGCUCUUGUCCCUAUGCCAAGGAGUUUCAGCUGCUGCUGGAGCGGAAGCGGCUGCCCACAUGGGGCAUCACAUCGUACGAGCUGCACAAACCCAGCGGCAAGAUAGUCUUUCCCUGUUUCAACGAUCUAUAUCAGUGCCUGGACACGGGUUACAAUUCUAGCCUGCUGUUUCCAACGCAGCUGCGCACGUGUCCCGAGUGGAGUGCACUGGAUCCGCAAAUCUGCCCACAGAACUCGGAUCUGAUUGCGUACAUCAGUGACUGUGAUAUUUGGGUAACGCACACUCUCAGCGGUCAUGAGAAGCGUCUGACAUUCACGAGAAGCGGACGUCGCACCUACGCAGACGAUGCUUUAAGCGCCGGUGUGCCAUCAUAUGUGAUGCAGGAGGAAUUCAGUCGCUAUCAGGGCUAUUGGUGGCAACCGCAUUCGGAUGAUGGCAUCUAUCGUAUUGUUUACGAGGAGGUGGAUGAAACCGACGUCUCUCUGUACACGUUCCCAUCGUCGACAGCGGUGCCUGGCGAGGUGGACGAGUAUCGUUUUCCUCGCAGCGGCACACCGAAUGCCAAGUCCAAGCUGAAGCUUGUGCAGUUUGUGCUCAAUGAGGCGCUGCAAAUCAGUGAGAUUAGCAUCAAAGAUUUACCAUAUUCACUGCUCGUAGUAUUUCCAUGGCUGGAGUACAUUGUUCGUGUGGGCUGGACGCCAGAUGCCAACUAUGUUUGGCUUCAGGGACUGGAUCGUAAGCAACAACGGCUGGAUGUCAUACUGAUACCACUGGACAACUUUUGUGAGUCCUACAGCAGUCAGGUGUCUACACCAACAGAUUCAAUUGGAGACCACAGUUGGCGGAGUCCAUACAAUCGAACAAUAACGCCACUGCAAGUCAUCUAUACGGAGCAAUCGGAGAGCUGGAUUAAUGUCCAUGACAUGCUAUACUUCCUAGAGAUUAGCGACAUAAGUGCAACAUAUGUCUGGGCCUCAGAAGAGACGGGCUUCAGGCAUUUGUAUCUGGUCACGUCUAGCCUGUUGCUUUCCCAUGUUAAUGGCUGCCAAACAGACGGAAGUGCUAUGACUGCCCAGCAGGCGCAGCCGAAUUUUGUAGAACCUUCUGCGCUACAACCGAGAAUAGUGAAUAAAGUCGCACUGACAAGCGGUGAAUGGGAGGUGUUGGCACGCAAUUUGUGGGUCGAUAAACCCAAUCAGCUGGUAUAUUUUGUUGGAUUGCGUGAUACGCCGUUGGAGAAGCAUCUGUACGUGGUUAGUUUGCAACGCCCGGAGCAUAUACGUCUGCUCACCGAACCUGGCUAUUCAUAUCUAGUGGAAUUUGAUGAUCAAUGUCAACUAAUGCUGCUAGUCUAUUGUAAUAUCCAACGAUUGCCAAGCUGUAAGGUGAUGCGUUUGGCGCAAACCUGCCAGAAUGGUGGUGUCAAUGGUAUUCAGAUUUCAUUGGUUGGCUUUCUUCACGAGGGCGGCAAACCGGAGCCGCAAUAUUGCCCACAAAUCUUUCGACCUCAAUUGCCAUCGGGGGAAAUUGUCUAUGGCAUGGUCUUUAAGCCACACAACUUUCAACUCGGCGUCAAAUAUCCAACGGUGCUCAAUGUUUAUGGUGGUCCCGAAGUGCAAACCGUCAACAAUACCUUCAAGGGUAAACAUCAAUUACGUAUGCACAUGCUGGCAGCUCAGGGCUAUUGUGUAAUUUGUAUAGAUUCCCGUGGCUCCAGACAUCGAGGCAUACGUUUUGAGAGUCAUAUACGUGGUCGCAUGGGUCAGGUGGAGCUCACGGAUCAAGUGGAUGCUUUGCGCAUUCUGUCUGAUCAAUUGGGUUACAUUGACAUGGAUCGCGUUGCCAUACAUGGCUGGUCCUAUGGUGGCUAUUUGAGUCUGAUGGGAUUGGUACAGUAUCCGGAAAUAUUUAAGGUAGCUAUCGCUGGUGCACCGGUAACUAAUUGGGAGUUUUACGAUACUGGCUAUACGGAACGAUAUAUGGAUCUGCCGCAGUUUAAUGAAGCUGGUUACACGGCAGGCUCUGUGCUCAACUACGUGCAUUCAUUUCCCGAAGAGGAUAAUCGUCUGCUGCUCAUCCAUGGUCUAAUCGAUGAGAAUGUCCACUUUUAUCACACCUCACGACUGAUCAGCGCAUUAAACAAAGCCAAUAAACCCUAUUCGCUUCAUCUCUUCCCCGAGGAGCGACAUUCUUUGCGCAAUUUGGAAUCGAAUAAGAACUAUGAAACAAAGUUAUUAUCAUUCUUGCAAAACUUAUGAGAUUCAUAAAUCGCGUUAAUCCCGUUCUAUAUCAAAUAUCGUAACGUAUUCGUUGUUUUUUAAAAAUCGUGAAAUCGGACAUAAAUCGGAAAACAUAUUUUACACUUUUUCCUGCAAUAUAUUUCAUUACAAAAACAAAAAUACAAAAAAUAAACAAAACAGUCGAUGAACUAACACAAAAACAACAACAAACCUUUGCCCUGCCUCCGUUAAAAUACUGUUUUACUCAGAUAUUCACUGUAAUUAAUUUAUGAAUCUAUUACUAUAUUAUUUUUUCAUUACACAUACUCUUAAUUAAUAUUUAAUUGUGUUAUCUCUGCACAAGUGUAUAUUUUUUUAAACUAAGUCGUAAGAUUUCUGAAUGUUUUUAUAUAUGCAUAUAUUCAUACCAAGACGCGUCUUAUCCCUCACAAAGCCUAAUUCUAAAAUGUCAUGCUUCUCGUGCUGGCCAUCAAUUAAUUAUAUAGUUUCUACUUAUAUUAUAUGAACGAUUGUAUAUCUCCUAAUAAUUGGUAAAUACCAUGCAAUAUAUGUAUAUUUAAAUGAGUUAAAAAAUAAUGAAAAAAAAUAAAAACAAAACCGAAAAAAAAAUAAAUAAAAAUAAACCUCUGGCUGAAGCAAAUACAUGAAAUUA
Messenger RNA from Drosophila sulfurigaster albostrigata, 4751 nucleotides. Its product is annotated as dipeptidyl peptidase 9. The record is from RefSeq and is a predicted model, not a curated record. NCBI's taxonomy places the organism in Eukaryota, Metazoa, Arthropoda, Insecta, Diptera, Drosophilidae. Gene Ontology annotation, molecular function: dipeptidyl-peptidase activity; serine-type peptidase activity. The coding region runs from base 701 to 4117 and encodes 1138 amino acids. The transcript is spliced from 8 exons. Gene Ontology annotation, biological process: proteolysis.